AUGGAUGAACUUCCCGCCUCCGUCGCGAUGCGGCGUUCGCUGAGUGGGGGAUUAAAGACAACGAGCCACGCGCCUUUCGAGGUGGGGAACCCUCCUUUUGAAGGCGGCGGAGGUGGCUUUUCAAGUGUGGAGGAGGCCCUGCCAAGAAGUGCACCCCCGCUCGAACCUUGCCAGCACUGUGGGCGCACCUUCGCCGUGGAAUCGCUCAAACGCCAUCUCGAGGCCUGUCGGCGGCAUCACGAAAGUGCCGCGAGGUUAACCGGAGGGGGGGGGCACCACCAUGGCAAGCUAAAGUCCUCCUUCCCAAGCGGGGACGCGUCGGGGCUGACCAGGCUGGAUACCAGCAAAUCCUAUGGAGGAACGGAACGGAUGGGGUACGACUAA
Messenger RNA from Phytomonas sp. EM1, 384 nucleotides. The record is from the annotation of a GenBank genome assembly. NCBI's taxonomy places the organism in Eukaryota, Euglenozoa, Kinetoplastea, Trypanosomatida, Trypanosomatidae.